Molecule: messenger RNA, 4343 nt
Organism: Columba livia (rock pigeon)
Lineage: Eukaryota; Metazoa; Chordata; Aves; Columbiformes; Columbidae
Gene: NFATC1
Product: nuclear factor of activated T cells 1
Exons: 10
Coding region: 345-3179 (944 amino acids)
Biological process (GO): calcineurin-NFAT signaling cascade; cytokine production; regulation of transcription by RNA polymerase II
Cellular component (GO): transcription regulator complex
Molecular function (GO): DNA-binding transcription factor activity, RNA polymerase II-specific; transcription factor binding; RNA polymerase II cis-regulatory region sequence-specific DNA binding
Source: RefSeq, a predicted model, not a curated record
CAGCCCUGCGUCAGAGCGAGACUUCCCAGCUCCGCACACUCCCUCGCCCCCGUACUCCUCCUGCAGCACCCGGCGGGCGGGCAGCGCCCGCCGCCCCGUCCCGCCGCCGCGGCGCGGACAGUGCCUCCGAAGUCCCCACGCACACCCGCCCUCCUCUCCAUGCCCCGGCCCCGGGGGGGCGGCGGCGGCGAGCUUCUGUGCCUCCGCGGGCGCGGCUACCACGCCGGGGGCGGUGCAACCCCGGCCCCCGGGGCGUGAAGGCGGGCGGGGGGCGCAGGGUAGGAGGCGAGGGGUCGGCAGCGGCCCGGGGCGCGGCGUCGGGGCUCCACCGCCCCGCCGGGUGGAUGCCAAGUGCUGCCCCGCCGGCCGCAGCCGCGCCGCCGUCGCGGGACCCAGCCAGCAGGAGAGAAAGGCCGGCGGCGGCCCCACAGCGCGGCGCCCGCCGGCUCGACAGCACCAUGAAGGCGGCGGAGGAAGAACACUAUAAUUAUACAUCUUCAAAUGUAAAUGCUGGCUUGCCUCUGAAUGUGGCACAUUCCUCAUUGUCAACUCCAUGUCAUGGCCUUCAGACAUCAAAUCCCGUCAUUUCAGUAGUCCCAUCAACUAACCAUCCUUCCGGUUAUGGAGGACACAUGGACAGCGGGCCCUCCGAGUAUUACCUGCCUCCAAACAUUAGACCUAAUGGAGCUCCAGCACUGGAGAGCCCUAGAAUUGAGAUCACUUCUUACAUGGGACUUCAUCAUAACAACAACCAGUUUUUCCAUGAUGAGGUUGAGGAAGCCAUCCCAAAUGCCAAGCGGUCACCUUCCACUGCCACUUUGAACUUACCAAACAUCGAGGCGUACAGAGACCCAUCCUGUCUGAGCCCAGCAAGUAGCUUGUCUUCCAGAAGCUGCAACUCUGAAGCGUCUUCCUACGAGUCUAACUACUCGUAUCCAUACACUUCACCCCAGACCUCUCCAUGGCAGUCCCCAUGUGUCUCUCCAAAGACCACCGACACAGAGGAAGGCUACCAACGCAGCAUGGUGGCCUGCACUUUGCUCAGCUCCCCAAGGCACUCUCCAUCAACGUCUCCCAGGACGAGCAUCACGGAGGAGAACUGGCUGGGGGCUCACAGCUCCAGGCCUCCGUCUCCUUGCAACAAGAGAAAGUACAGCCUCAAUGACCGGCAGACCUCCUACUCCCCGCACCACUCCCCCACGCCCUCUCCGCAAAACUCGCCGCGGGUGAGUGUCACGGAUGAGACAUGGCUGGGGAACACCAACCAGUACACCAGCUCUGCCAUUGUCGCUGCCAUCAAUGCCCUCACCACUGACAGCACCAUAGAUAUGAACGAUGGAAUUCCCAUCAAAUCGAGGAAGACCGCCAUUGACCACACCCCAUCCAUGACUCUCAAAACUGAACCAGCUGGCGAGGAUCACAGGACCAUAUCACCAACUGCCGAUUUGUCACCGGAAGACUUCUCCAGUUUUCAGCACAUUAGGAAAGGAAACUUCUGCGAGCAGUACCUGUCCGUGCCACAGCAUCCCUACCAGUGGGCCAAACCAAAGUCUCUGUCUCCGACAUCCUACAUGAGCCCAUCCCUGCCUGCCCUUGAUUGGCAGCUGCCAUCUCACUCAGGACCUUAUGAACUGCGGAUUGAAGUGCAGCCGAAAUCCCACCACCGAGCUCAUUACGAGACAGAAGGCAGUCGAGGGGCUGUGAAGGCAUCUGCGGGGGGCCACCCUAUUGUGCAGCUACAUGGUUACUUAGAAAGCGAGCCGCUUACGCUACAGCUGUUCAUUGGGACUGCAGACGACCGCCUGCUGCGACCCCAUGCCUUCUACCAGGUUCAUCGGAUCACCGGGAAGACUGUUUCCACCACCAGCCAUGAAACGAUACUUUCCAACACCAAAGUCCUGGAAAUUCCACUUCUUCCAGAGAACAACAUGAGAGCAAUCAUCGACUGUGCUGGGAUAUUAAAGCUCCGAAACUCUGACAUUGAGCUGCGCAAGGGAGAGACAGACAUCGGUCGGAAGAACACGCGCGUGCGACUGGUCUUCAGGGUUCAUAUCCCGCAGGCCAAUGGCAGGACCCUCUCCUUGCAAGUAGCCUCCAACCCUAUCGAGUGCUCUCAGAGAUCUGCCCAAGAACUGCCUCUGGUGGAGAAGCAAAGUACUGACAGCUUUCCUGUUACUGGAGGGAAAAAAAUGAUACUGACUGGCCAUAACUUUCUGCAAGACUCUAAAGUAAUCUUUGUGGAGAAAGCACCAGAUGGUCACCAUGUGUGGGAAAUGGAAGCCAAAACCGACAAAGAAAUGUGCAAGCCAAAUUCGUUGGUGGUUGAGAUACCACCUUUCCGCAAUCAGAGAAUUACCAGCCCUGUUCAGGUCAACUUCUACGUCUGCAACGGAAAGAGAAAGAGAAGCCAGUACCAGUUUUUCACCUAUCUUCCUGCUAAUGUUCCAAUUAUAAAAACAGAACCCACAGAUGACUAUGAGCCUGCCCAAACCUGUGGACCAAUGAACCAAGGCUUAAGCCCUCUCUCUAAACCAUACUACAGCCAGCAGAUCAUGAUGCCGCCUGAUCCUGGUUCCUGCCUCGUGGCUGGCUUUUCCUCCUGUCAGCAGAGAAAUGCUGUGAUGUCACCCUCUCCCAAUGCAAGCCCCAAGCUGCACGACCUUUCGUCCUCUCCUUACAAGUGCAUUCCCAACCCAGGCCACAGUCACCUCGGACUUCAGCAGCCCGCUGGAGGUGUCGCCACCAUACAGGAAGUGCCAAGGUCUAUAGUUGUGCACCCAAGCUCCCCCGAGCAAUCAUCUCACAUCAUGCUGCAGCCGCAGGUGAGUCAACAUCUGAGCAGUAGCUGUCCCCUUGGUUAUCAACAAACACUCUAUCCCAACAGUCCCUCUUCUCCAGUUCCAUCUGUUACCCAAGAGCCAACCUAUUUGCAGUCCUGCAGUCCAACUCACUCAUCCAUAAUGGGUCAACAGCAGCAGCAACUGCCGAAGGUUCACAGAAAUGAGUCUCCAACAACCCAACCACUGUCAUUGCCAGAGUUGCAUGAGGAAAGUAAUCAUAAUUUGGCCCCUAUUCCUGUAACGAUCAAGCGAGAACCUGAGGAAUUGGACCAGAUGUACCUGGAUGAUGUAAAUGAAAUUAUAAGAAAUGACCUUUCCAGUACCAAUGUCCAUUCAUAGCUUUCAGUAUGGGCCUACUAUGAAAUCCACACAUGCUUUUGACUUAGCUGGCAUGUCAGCCCAAUUAGAGAGAUACCGAAUAAACUGAAGACGUUGCCUGGUACCACUCUGAUCUUCCACCUUACUGAAUGUCAGGAACUGAAGAUUUACCUCUUGCUUACAAAGAAGUAGCUCCUCAACGUCAACUGGUGAAACAGCUUCUUAAAAGAAAAUCAUCUCAAAAGAAAGGGGAGAGAGUAUGCUCCAAGACGGCGAAUUUAAUGGGACAAAACUAGGAAAUUCAGCAAAAUCUGAGUGCUUCUUUCCAGUGCUGAACUUUUUGGCAUGGCACCGCUGGAAUACAGCCCUGUAAGUGCCUUAUUAUACCAGGUUGUGGCAUCAGGGCAUUUUUAAUAAGCUUUGAACUUGCUACCAUUACAAGUGUUGGUAGAUGUAGAGACUAUAGAGCUUGCAUUCUGGAGUGUGAUAUUGGAAAAAAAGUAUAGGACUCUGCAGCAAAGUAGGGGAGAGUAAUCCCUACUCCAGUGAGGUGCGUUUAUGAAUUCCAGAAUUUCUUCCGCUUUUCCUCUGCUGUAAUGUACAGCCUAUUGCCUUAUUCUCAGUGCAUUUCAAAAGCCUCCUGAUUUGUCAUCAUCUCAGCAUUCUUUUGCGUAUUGUCUGUAUUAUGUGCUAAGGAAUCAUAGGGUUGUUAGUAGUAGCAUGUUAAGAUUUUGAUUUUAAUCCAGCUUCAGUCAUAGCACAAGUGAGUUGAAUAGCACAAAAUAAAAAAAAAGGUUGAUGGACAAAAAAUCGAAAUCUAUCUAUUACAAGAUAGAUGAAUGUGUAUGCAUGUACAUACAUACUAGUAUAUAUGCAUAUAUUUAUAUAUGACAAAUAAUAUAGAUGAUUGCCUAGUGAGGGCACUGAAUUUAGCAAUAAUUUCAAUUUCUGAGAAUGCAUUUCAGAUCCACAACAAAUAUUUCAGCUACUUCUUUUGAGGGUUUGUUGCAUCUGAAGCAGGUAUGCAUUUUCUUUCUUCAUGCAGUUAAGCAAGCACUUUAGAUAGGCAAGAAGGAUGCAUACAAGAUACAUGUUAUUUACCAAAUGACAAAAUAAGAGUUAUAGUAACUGUAAAUACCAUUAUGGAAGAGUGUAAAAUAUUUGUUCAGUUAUAAUGUUAUUAUU